GCAAAAUCAUUCAAAUAGAGCCUAAAGGAACGAGCUAAUUAAAAUAGUGGCUGUAUAACACUGGAAGACCAGUGUCUUCAGAGUUGCUGCGGAUAUCUUAAGCGAUAGUCGAUAGCAGUUAAUAUGCUAGUGCUAGUAAAUGCCGGUCAUAAAACAUUACUCAAUACACAGCAGCUGGCCCGCCAAAAAUGAUUUGUAUUCGCGCUAUUUCGGUAACGUCGUGAAAACUGCAUAUUUUAAAAAAUUAAACAAUAACAAUGAGUCCAACAAACGGAUCACAGGCGGAUACAAGCGUUGAAGAUGAAGCAGAAAUACUAGCCCUGGAAAAACUGCUAGGCGAAGCUGAAAACGAUAAUGCAGAAAGUGCAAACUCAGCACCAGCACCACCGAAACCACCAACUUUAACUACCGCAGUGCCCCGAUUACGUGAAGACAACAGCUUUGCUGAUGCCUUUAGCUAUGAGGUGGCCGUCAAGCCAGCAAAGUCAAAUGCACAGCUAAGUACGAAAGCCCCUGAGCCAGAACUCGAUUCAUCGGACGACGAAGAAGUCAAGAACUUCUUGGAGCGCAAAUAUAAUGAAUAUGGCAGCGACAUCAAUAAAAAACUUAAACAGCAACGGGAUACUGCACACGAGAGCAAAGUGGCACGCGAGGUAGAUCACUCUAUUAGGACAACAACAAAACUAGUGACCUCAACUCCACAGCCAGAGGCUCUACGUCUCAAAAAUCCACAUAAUCCCAUCCAGCGGAAGUCGCUGGCAAGCAACUCUUUCCAAAGAGCACCGCCUGCUGCAGCAGCGGCCACAACCUCCAGCCAAUCUCUGCAACAGUCAAAGAUAACUGCUGUUUACACAGAUCCCGUUUUUGGGCUGCGUAUGAUCAAUCCAUUAAUAUCCAGCACCUUGCUACAGGAGCGCAUGAAUGGACGCAAAGCGGUUCCUUUUUCAGGUCUAGCAUUUCAUAUAGAACGCGGUGAUUUGGCCAAGGAUUGGGUCAUUGCCGGUGCAUUGGUAACCAAACAGCCAGUGCGAAAUACCAAAAAAGGCGACCCCUAUUCCACGUGGCGUCUCUCAGAUCUGCGGGGCGAGAUGAAGACUGCUACUGUCUUUCUUUUCAAGGAAGCGCAUAAAUCACUGUGGAAAACAGCAGAAGGCAUGUGCAUGGCCGUGCUUAACCCGACGAUCUUUGAGAAGCGCGCAGGCAGCAACGAUGCUGCCUGCCUGUCCAUUGAUACCUCACAGAAGGUCAUGAUUCUCGGCCAGUCGAAGGAUUUGGGCACAUGCCGUGCCACUAAAAAGAAUGGAGACAAAUGCACAGCUUUGGUGAACCUGACCGACUGCGAUUACUGUGUCUUCCAUGUGAAGCAGGAAUUUGGUAAAAUGUCCCGUCGAUCCGAGCUGCAGUCGGCGACAACGGGACGUGGACUCAACGAACUGCGCAACAAGGUGCUGGGCAAGAAUGAGGUGUUCUAUGGAGGUCAGACUUUCACGGCAGUUCCGGCUCGCAAGAGCGCCAAGCUCAUCAACAAUGAGCGCGAGCGCCUCAGUAAGCUGGCUGGCUACGAUAUCUCGCCCUUUGCACACGAUGUUAAUCACGAGUCCAAGCCACGCUCCUGCGUGCCCGUCAGUGUGCCGUAUGCCGAGCGUGGUGGACCGGUCUCACGACUAGCAGGCAAUGUGGAGGCUUCUUCCAAACAGCGUUACAAGGAUCUCGAACGUUUGCGUCAACUACGCGAAGAAAACGAACGUUUUGCAAAGAAAGCAACAACUCAAGAGACGCCUGCAACUCCCGAACCCAAACGAGCUGACCCGCCCACAACACCGCAAAGUGUGCCUGAUAAGUUUAAGAAUCGUGGAUUUUCCUUCGAUGCCAGUCUGACGCCCAAACUGGCAAGCAGCGAGAAUUUCAGUUUCGAGGUGAACAUUGGAGCGCGGCAGGCGCAGAGCGCCAAACUGAAGGCAGCUGCGCUGCUCAAAAAGAAGCCGCUUGAGAAGGUGAAUCCGAACUCCACCCGUGGCACUGAGUCUGGUAAACGACGCGCCAUCGACGAUCUGCACGACAAGUUCAGCAACACAGCGAAGCGUCAGAAGCUAGAGGAAGAAGAGCGCGAGCUGAUGCGUAAAUCGCGCAUUGAACGAAUCAUGGCUGCCACGUCGUCCCACACGAAUCUGGUGGACAUGCGUGAACAGGAAGCUCAAGCCGACUAUUUCAAUAAGCUAGAGCGCAAAGAGGCCAUGGAGGAGAAGAUGUUGAACACCUAUAAAAUGCCCUGCAAGGCGGUCAUCUGCCAGCGCUGCAAAUACACAGCCUUUGCGGCCGCCGAGCGCUGCAAAGAGGAGAAACAUCCGCUGAAAAUCGUGGAUGCUGAGAAACGCUUCUAUCAGUGCAAAGACUGUGGCAAUCGCACCACCACUGUCUUCAAGAUGCCCAAGCACAGCUGCAGCAGCUGCAAAGGCUCGCGCUGGGAGCGCACGGCCAUGAUACGUGAGCGUAAGGUGUGCACGGGACGCGAAACGCUCUCGGUGCGAGGCGAUGAGGAAACCUUCUUGGGCAGCGUGGCCAGUGCGGCGAGUCUAAAUCUGCUAGUGCCUGAGGAGGACUAGAAGGGAUAGCAAUAGACAUAGACUUCAUUAUUAUGUAUGUUAAAUAUAUUUUGAAUAUUAUAUAGAAAAGGCAUAGUUAUAU
Drosophila hydei is the source of this 2685-nucleotide messenger RNA. RefSeq names its product protein MCM10 homolog (gene Mcm10). NCBI's taxonomy places the organism in Eukaryota, Metazoa, Arthropoda, Insecta, Diptera, Drosophilidae. Gene Ontology annotation, molecular function: single-stranded DNA binding; DNA replication origin binding. Bases 258 to 2603 code for a protein of 781 amino acids. Gene Ontology annotation, cellular component: nucleus; replication fork protection complex. The record is from RefSeq and is a predicted model, not a curated record. Gene Ontology annotation, biological process: DNA replication initiation; DNA replication. The transcript is spliced from 2 exons.